AUGGUGGAUACACAAACAGAACAAGAAAAAACAAGUACAUUAGAUAGAGGGCAAGAAUUAAAAAAGAAUGAAGGAUAUGAUACAGAUAAAGGAAUGACUCCAAAGGAAUGUGAACCAGUGAUUAAAGACAUUUCUCUGCACUUACUUUCUCGAGUAGCUUUUAAGCAUUGGGAUCACGUUUUCUGCAGUGCACUGGGCGUAAGUGUUAAAGACAAGUGUCUUCCUGACUCUGAAAAGUUGGAAACUGCACUCAGGACUAGAACGGCUUGGAUUCUCCAAGAAUUAUUCCGCCCCCUUCACAUGUUACUGACAUGUCUGAGCUCUUUGCCAAAAGAAACUGAGGGUGCCAGACUUGAAGUUGUGUACAGAGCUGGAUUUCCAUCUGUUAGGUUGCUGCUGCUGACACAGUGUGUUCUAACCAUCCAUACAGUAUGGUACUGGGUGAUGACUAAAGCUCUGCACUUCCUUUCGUCCUGGUCUGUCAAGCCAUUCCUAUUAGUAACACAAGGGGAUUUAAAAAUGUUAUUAGCAGAAGUGGAAAAUACUGUGCCACUAGUGAAAGAUCUACUUUCUGAAAAUGUGAACCAAAGUGAUCUUGACUUAGUACCACAGGAAACAUUUUUAGUAGCAAUGAUUACUGAAAGUGCUGCCAAUGUAAAGUUGUUUUCAGAGAGGGUGCUGAAGAUGUUUUCUGCUGACUGCAGAAAGUUGGCUUCUGAGAUAUUUGAACAGACAAUGCCGUUGGGAAAGCACUGGAGAAUAAAUUGCAAAACAGAUGUACCGAGUAACCCUAGUGAAUAUGCCACAGUAGCUGCACAGUCUGUCAUUGGUCAGGUGAUGGAAGGAAUCAAGCUGCUUUCAGAAGAUGCUCAGAUACAUCCACUAGGAGAAGUCUUGACUGCAUUUGUGGAAGCUUGGAUGGACCAUAUUUUAAAGCAAAGAAUAAAAUUUAGUCUUCAGGGUGCCUUACAGCUGAAGCAGGAUUUUGACAUAAUUCGAGAUCUGAUCCAGUCACAGGAAUAUGGUUUGUCAUCUGAAGUCAAGCAAACUCUGCUCUCCCUUCAAAUUUUCCAUCAUAUGGACAGUGCCAUUAUCUGUCUUCUGCAGCAGCCCAUGAGCAGGACAUACAGGUCAUCACAUACCUGGGAGCCAUUCUGGAAAUGCUGUUCUUCCAGAAGUAGAACUGCCAACUUCAGCAGUAACAGCUUGAGUAGUCUAGAUAGUCUGGACAUCCAGGCAACAGGAAGCAGAGCAUUCCCACUGUCAGACACCUCUGCAGCUGCUGAUCUCCUCACCAGGAUGAGAACCAGUGGAACCCCAGAGUCCUACUUGGCUGCCAAUCAGCAGGAAUGGCUUCGAUUAAGAGUACAAAGUGGACAACGAUGGAAAGCUCCAAAUUUGCCCUGUAUGUCCAGAACUCCUGAGCCUUGAAAGUACUCUCCUAAAAGCAGUAGAUAUUUACCAACAAGCAAUGAAUUAAAAUUUAGACCACUUCUUUCAUUGUAGAAUACUAUGUUGCCGACUGUAGUAGUAGCUGUCUUGUCUUGGUGGCUAUGGCAGGUGAUGACCUGAGCUGCCAGAUGUCUACACCCAAAAAUGUUCUUAUUAGGCUGAGCUCCUGAGGGUUAUGUAUGGUUUCCUCUAAUAGUGUUUAUGUUUUGAUUUAAAGUAAACGUGAAAUAUUUUAAACUGAGCUAAACUUGACACAUGCCCUCCCAGCGUCAGUUUCUCCUGUUACAACAAUGUUCAUUUUUUACACUAGUCAUUUAAUUUUUUGCAUAGUACAACUGAUGAGCUCUUUAGAUGUUAUAGUCUGUUAAUUUCUCCCUACAGAACAUGAUAGUGAUCCACUGAAUCAGUGUUGUACUCUAGUCAUCAAAUACCCAGCACAUAUAUACAUACAUACAUACAUAAGCAAGACUUUGUGACCACACAAGACUGUGAAUAGUGCCAAACUAUUGCAAUAUUGAAAAAACAAAAAAACAUCAAUACCGGAGCAAAAACAUUUGUUCUAAGUAAGAUUUUAGUAGUGUGCCCUUUGUCAAACCACAUAAGAUUGUUUAAAAAAACAUCUCUUAAAUAGGUUGGUAAAACCCUAAAUUAUUCAUAAUGGCAUUCAUUUCAACAAACUUAAUUCUCUGAAAUUGUAAUAUGACCUUAUCUGUUUUUCGUAUCAGGCUCACUAGAGAAGUUGGCAUGUAGCCUAUGGUCAUUGUCUGCAUUAAAAAUGCACUGCCACUUGGUGUCUUAGAAUAAGAGUUUGUUGGUGCAUCAAAACAUAGGCACUGAUAGCAGCAAAUUUGAAAUGUAUA
This is a messenger RNA of Protopterus annectens (West African lungfish), 2312 nucleotides long. It is a transcript of the gene CCDC142, whose product is annotated as coiled-coil domain containing 142. Lineage: Eukaryota; Metazoa; Chordata; Ceratodontiformes; Protopteridae. The coding region runs from base 1 to 1431 and encodes 476 amino acids. The record is from RefSeq and is a predicted model, not a curated record. The transcript has 9 exons.